AUGCGUUGCACAACUAUCAUCUUUGCCACUUUGGGCACCGUUGUCAUGGGAGAAAAUAUCUUCCAGUCUCUUUUCUCGGUCGCAACCUCAGACAUCGCAUCGGUCUACGGCGAUGUCACGUCCAAAAUCAACCCCACGACAGACACACAAGCAUCGAUAGCCACCGAGCUCAGUUCUCUCGGCUCUCAAUACUCGUCGUUGGCAUCAGUCACCGCCACUGCCACUGGCUCUGCGCUGCAGUCUUUGUCUUCCGAAAUUUCUUCUCUUGCGUCCUGGGCUUCAGACCUGCGGUCUUCUGCCUCGGUGCUCGCGGCUACCACUGCUACACAUGUCAGCACCACUACUUCAGAAGGCGGCUGCGUCCAGACCGCCAUUCCAGCUGCUGUUGGCGUUGCAGGUGUCUUUGCAGCCAUUGCUGCUGCGCUGUGA
Aureobasidium melanogenum CBS 110374 is the source of this 429-nucleotide messenger RNA. RefSeq lists its product as uncharacterized. The transcript has a single exon. Lineage: Eukaryota; Fungi; Ascomycota; Dothideomycetes; Dothideales; Saccotheciaceae. The coding region runs from base 1 to 429 and encodes 142 amino acids. The record is from RefSeq and is a predicted model, not a curated record.